This is a messenger RNA of Miscanthus lutarioriparius, 1623 nucleotides long. Lineage: Eukaryota; Viridiplantae; Streptophyta; Magnoliopsida; Poales; Poaceae. The record is from the annotation of a GenBank genome assembly.
AUGGAGAACGGCAGCAGCAGCAACGGUUCCACCGCCGCCGGCUGCUGCAACGGCAACGGCAGCAACGCCGCCUGCGCCGUCCGGGGGCCGCAUGUCGCGAUGCUAGCGACGCCCGGGAUGGGCCACCUGAUCCCGCUGGCGGAGCUAGCGAAGCGGCUGGCGUCGCGACACGGGGCCACGGCGACGCUCAUCACGUUCGCGUCCACGGCGUCGGCCACGCAGCGCGCGUUCCUGGACUCGCUCCCGCCCGCGGUGACCUCGCUCUCGCUCCCGCCCGUCGACCUCUCCGACCUGCCCCGCGGCGCCGCCAUCGAGACGCUCAUGUCCGAGGAGUGCGCGCGCUCCGUGCCGGCGCUGACGAGCAUCCUCCUCGACCUCAAGCGGAGCACGGGCGGACGCCUGGCGGCGUUCGUGGCGGACCUGUUCGGCGCCGACUCCCUGGACGCGGCGCGCGCGGCCGGGGUGCGGCGGCGGUGCAUCUUCUUCCCCUCCAACCUCCACGCGCUCACGCUCAUCCUCCACCUCCCGGAGCUCGACGCCUCGGUGCGGUGCGAGUUCCGCGACCUCCCCGAGCCGCUGCGCCUGCCCGGGUGCGUGCCCAUCCCGGGGCCCGACAUCCUGAUGCCGCUACAGGACAAGUCCGACCCCUGCUACCGCUGGAUGGUGCACCACGGCGAAAAGUACCGGGACGCGGACGCCAUCCUCGUCAACUCCUUCGACGCCGUCGAGCCGGGUCCCGCCAAGAUCCUGCGCCAGCCGGCGGACCACCGCCCCGCGGUGUACCCGAUCGGCCCGCUCAUCCACGCCGUCGGACGCAGGGACGAUAAGGACGCGCUAUGCCUGGAGUGGCUUGACCGGCAGCCGGCGAGGUCGGUGAUCUUCGUGUCGUUCGGGUCCGGCGGCGCGCUGCCGACGGAGCAGAUGCGGGAGCUGGCGCUGGGGCUGGAGCUCAGCGGGCAGCGGUUCCUGUGGGUGGUGCGGAGCCCCAGCUACGAGGGCGCCGUCAACGACAACUACUACGACGCCGAGAGCAAGAAGGACCCCUUCGCCUACCUCCCGGAGGGCUUCGUGGAUCGAAUCACCGCCAGCGGCGUGGGGCUGGUGGUCCCGUCCUGGGCGCCGCAGACCAAGGUGCUGGCUCACGCGGCCACCGGCGGGUUCCUCACCCACUGCGGCUGGAACUCCGUGCUGGAGAGCCUCGUCUACGGCGUGCCCAUGGUGGCGUGGCCGCUCUACGCGGAACAGAAGCAGAACGCCGUGAUGCUCUCCGACGGCGUCGGCGCCGCGCUCCGGGUGCCCGAGUCAAAGGGCAGGAGAAGAUCGCGGCCACGGUGCGGGGGAGGUGAUGCAGGGCGAAGGGAAGGGCGCCGCGGUCAGGGGCCAAGGUGGCCGAGCUGCAAAAGGCCGCCGCCGAGGGCCUCCGCGACGGGGGCGCCGCCGCCGCCGCGCUGGCCGAGGUGGUGGAGGGGUGGACGACGACAGGUGGACAAGAGGAGGACUAGGGUGAUGUUGAUGCUGACGCGAUUGACGCCUAGCGAUCCACCUCAUCCACCAGCUAGGGCCGGGCCCGCCAUUUAUUUUGGCCCUUGUGCAUGUCGUGUCCUUGGUCUUGUUGUCUUGUAA